This is a messenger RNA of Psylliodes chrysocephalus, 739 nucleotides long. The record is from the annotation of a GenBank genome assembly. NCBI's taxonomy places the organism in Eukaryota, Metazoa, Arthropoda, Insecta, Coleoptera, Chrysomelidae.
AUGAUUCUUUACGAUACCUAUCGACGCCCCGUUAGGCGGAGUAUCGUGGCUCCGCCCGCUGAUAAAUUUCCCCUAGGUUUUGGAGGCGGGGUCGAAAUGAAUAAGGUGCUGAGACCAAUGACUAUGAGAAUCGGAAAACAAGAGAAUGGGUUAGAAUUUAGUCCAGACGAUAGUUUAUUUAAGAAACUAGCACUACCUUGUGAAAGCCCUGCUGGAUUAACAGAAUUGAACAAACAUUUGGAAAAUGAGGAAAACUUCAAAAUUGCUGUCACUGAAAUUUUCCAAAUAGGUGGAAAAGACAGCUAUGAUUUUGUUAGAAGGGCGAUGAGUCGAAUAAUAACAAAUGGAUUAGCUGCACAAUAUAGUUGUUUAGGGAGAAGAAACAAGUGCAGCUUUUAUACCUCAAAAGUAGACAAACUAGUAAUUGAGGCAGCCCUUCGACUCGAGAAGGGCGAUCAGAAAACAAUUGAAUCUAAUAUUUCGGCAUGGCUGCGAAGAUCGACAGAGCGUCUAAAAUUUAUACAAAAGAGAGGUACUGAUGACAAUUGAUGUAGGUUUUUAUUUUACAUUUACAUUUUUAAAAUUUAAAGUUUUUUUAGUUUUGUAAAAAAAUAUUUAUUGAUAAAGGUCUAAAUAUUAUUGCUUCUAUUUUUCCAAAUUUGAUUGAGUACUGUUAUCAAUAAUCAAAUUUUGAAAAAACUGGCCAGGUAGCAGCACAUAAUAAUUAACCUUAUCAAAC